Molecule: messenger RNA, 720 nt
Organism: Caenorhabditis auriculariae
Lineage: Eukaryota; Metazoa; Nematoda; Chromadorea; Rhabditida; Rhabditidae
Source: the annotation of a GenBank genome assembly
AUGACCAGGUGCGAAGCGGUAACCCUGAUCAACAGGAACCACACCAUGGAAUGGUUCCGAUCCCUUUCUCCAGAAGAACAGAAUGAAUGUUUGGAUGGGAUUAGAAAGGAGACGGGUGAAACUUUGAAAUCAGCUGGUCAAAAGCGGAAUGAUUUGGCUAAAAGGUGCUUAGAGUACCAUCGAGAAAAGUGCCAGAACGCUUCAAAAAAAAUGGCCAAGGAGUCGCUCAGUAAGCGUCAACGGACGGAGACUCUUUUCAAACAUGGCUUCUGGCAACAGAAGUCUGAAAUGGAAUCCUCCUUGUCGUCUUAUAAGAGUGAAAGGGAAAAAUGGGAAGCUCUGUCUGCACAACUUCGUUUCAGGCAACGUGUUCUCCUGCAGAAGCACGCCGACAAGAAGUUCUACGUUCUCACUGCUGGCGGCAAGAAGAUCAGCUUGGCGGAAAUGAAGCUCAAGCUUCUUUCUCUCUUCGAGAACGAUCAGAAAGGUGAUAAUCUUGUGGUUUUAGCAUACGAGCAUGCCGGGAAGUCCAUCGAACACACGUUCUUUGACGAGGAGGGAAAGAAGAACUCCUGGAAAGGCCGCGUCGUUGAAGUGCAAGUUCGAAAUGGAGGCGAAAAGGCUGUAUUGGUGCUGUACGAAAACGAAAAAAGCACUACAGCGCUAACUCUGGCCGAGUUUGAGCAAGCGAUAGAAGACGGUCUGGUUGUUUUCUUGUGA